GGGCACUAAUGGACCACAUUUCCCAUGAUGCCUUUCGGCUGUGACGAACAGACCGGGAGGAGCUUUCGUAUUGUUUUUUUUUUUACUCUCCAUAUUUUUUUUAUUUACCAUAGUUAUUUAUUGAUUUGAUUUCGUGCAGCAGGAGCAGAGUGUGACGGCGUCGGGAUGCUGAGCGAGCUGGUCUGGACUCACGGGGACAGUAGGAGACAGAUUUAAUAUUCAUACACGCGCAGCAGAGCAGCACAAUAGGACAGCGCGAACAAAAGGCACGUUUAUCCGUUACGCUGUGCUCGGUCAGUCAGCGGCCGUGCGGGAGGCAUAAGCGCUGGACACUGGCCUCGGGCUCACAGAGGGGCAUCGGCAGGGCUCGUGUGAUCAUGGGUGCUGGUGUUUAAACGAGUCGCUCGUGUAAACCCGUGAGAACAGCAGGAAAGCCGAGCGGAGGAACAAGGAAGCGCUCUCUCUCACGGUGUCCAUCUGUCGCCAGAAAACACCUCUAAUGCUCGGUCAAGGAGAAUGCGACUCCACGCGAGCAGGUGAGUCGUGUGUCUGUGACCGUGUGCGCUCAGCUUCGCCAGAUCGGGACGGUUCGUGAAGCCCUGCUAAGUGCUGCUAACCCUGCUAGCCCGUGCUAGCUGCUGCUUCCGGCGGCUCUGCGGCGCUUCCGCUGCUGCAUCGCUGCGCGUUGGGCUCCAGAUCAGAUGCGUGUCUGGAGCCGAGGCGACUAACUGCUGCUGGCUAGCUGUAGAUACACAGCACCUGUAAACACGUUGAAUGCAGAGGGGAUGUCUGGCAGUAAGGUGCUGGGGGGGGCGCGGCGGCGGCGGACACGGUGCCGGCGCUGUCAGGCGUGUCUGCGGACCGAGUGCGGCGAGUGCCACUUCUGCAAGGACAUGAAGAAGUUCGGUGGACCGGGCCGGAUGAAGCAGUCCUGUCUGCUGCGGCAGUGCACUGCACCGGUGUUGCCGCACACAGCCGUGUGUUUUGCAUGCGGUGAAGCAGGGAAGGAGGACACGGUGGAGUCGGAGGAGGAGAAGUUCAGCCUCUCGCUCAUGGAGUGCACCAUCUGCAACGAGAUCAUCCACCCCAGCUGCCUCAAGAUGGGCAAGUCUGAAGGCAUUAUUAAUGAUGAGAUUCCAAACUGCUGGGAAUGUCCAAAGUGCCACAAGGAGGGAAAGACCAGUAAGGAUCAAGGAGAUGGUUUGGGGAAGAGGCGCAUGGACAAUGGGGAGGUGAGUCGCUGGAAGCUGACGGAUGAGCCGCCUCCCAGUAAGAAGAAGAGCCUGUCUCUGGAAGACGGAGCCAGACGCAAGAAGGACAAGGAGCUUCCCCAGGAGAGCGGCUCCAGAAAGAAGAUCAAAGCUGCCCGCGAUAAACACCUGAAGAAGCAGAAAGCCAAACCCAACUCCUCGGAUUCUUCUGAAGCGAACGGGCCGAACUCUUCUCUGGGUGGUGGACACGGCUCUGCUGGAGGCUCCGGCGCGGCGCAGCCCUCGACCCCGAGCCAGGACCAGCGCUCGCAUCACCGCGAGAAGCUGGAGCGCUUUAAACGCAUGUGUCAGCUCCUGGAGCGAGUGCGCGACUCCAGCUCCUCAUCCUCUUCCAGCUCCGAAAGCGGCUCGGAGUCAGACUCGGACUCUCCGUCUCCUGCCGCCGCCUCAGAACCUCCCUCUCCAGCUGCUGUGUACAGUGGCAGCAUGCGAGACCGGAACCGGCGUCUGGCCGAGCUGGGCUUCAGUGCCAGUGAGGAUUCUGACGGCGAGAGCGCAGCAGCAGACAGAGGAGAGGUGAAUGCCCGGGUGCGUAGAGUGGUGGUGGACGCUGAAGCAGAUGACGAUGAGGACAGAGCAGGGGAUCGGGGUCACAGGGUCAGUGCCGCGGACCCGUCCUCACCGCUGUCCGCUACACAGCUGCCGCCCUUCGGACACGGACACUUAGCAGGCCUGUCCUCAUCCAAGCGCACUAACGGCCAGGACACUCGCAACGGCCGCACGCGAGUGGCUGGCAGAGAGCUGCAGGAGAAGGAGAACUCCAGCAGCAGUACUGUCACCAAUCACCGGCACGCUGCUGUAAAGACUGCUCGUGGUAGCAGAAUGCGAGGAGGAAGCCGGCAGGGCCAGAGCAUUCCCUCAAGCAAGAGCACAGGUACAGCAGCAGCCGGCUCUGGGACUGCGAACGGAAAAAGUGGCACCUCUAACCCGGGGAGCGUGUCUCUGGCUCCGCAUCGCUCGCAGCUGGUGAAGAGGAGUGCUGUGGCCGUGCCCUCGCCGCCGCGGCCGCUGCAGAUGGAGCGACACCUGGUGCGACCCCCACCGGCCUGCCCUGAGCCACACUGCCUGCCGCUGGACAGCGGAGCCUCACACGUGCUGCCCCGGGACGUCUGGCUCCACGUCUUCCAGCACCUCAGUCAGCCGCAGCUGUGUGUCUGCAUGCGUGUGUGCCGCACCUGGAGCCGCUGGUGCUGUGAUAAGAGGUUAUGGACUCAGAUCGAUCUGAGCCGCCAGCGCUCCAUAACUCCUCCCAUGCUGAGCAGUAUAAUCCGUCGACAGCCUGUGUCUCUCAACCUGGGCUACACCAACAUCUCCAAGAAACAGCUCAUGUGGCUCAUUAACCGUCUGCAAGGGCUGCUGGAGCUGAACGUGGCGGGCUGCUCGUGGUCCUCGGUCUCAGCGCUCUGUCAGUCGGUGUGUCCCUGUCUGUGGCUGCUGGACCUCAGCUGGGUGGAGGAUCUGAAAGACUCGCAUCUGAGGGAGCUGCUGGCCCCGCCGAGCAACGACACACGCUCAGCUCACGGAGAGAACCGCGGCGGGCGAUUCCAGAACGUGACGGAGCUGCGUCUGGCGGGCCUGGAGGUGACUGACGCCGUGUCGCGCCUGCUAGUGCGCUAUCUUCCUCACCUGAGCAAGCUGGACCUCAGUCAGUGCUGCCACAUCACAGACCAGAGCAUCCACACGCUGACCUCUGCCCUAUCCCCGCUGAGAGAGAGCCUCACGCACGUCAGCCUGGCAGGCUGCGUGAAGGUGACGGAGCAGUGUCUGCCGCUGCUGCGCCGCUGUGCCUCGCUGCAGAGUGUGGACCUGCGCUCCUGCGGCCUGCUUGCUCCAGACGUCUGCCAGCUGCACUGCUUCCCCUCGGCCGAAGACAGACUUCUGCUCAAGAACAGCUAAACUCCUGCCCACAACAACACUACCGCAAGAGACUUGCAGCACAGCAUCAGAGGAAACAGCAUUUCUAAAUCACAGACACUUGGCUGUUUUUUGUUCUGUUCUUUUUUUUUUUCCGGAUCAUCCAUUUGUGAAUGGAGACAUCAGUUCCACAUAGAUAUCCCGUACCAGUAAUGAGUGUGUGUACAGAUUAGUAGUUUGCUGUAAAUGACCCCUCCUGACCCCAGCACUGAACACUGCGUGCAAGACGAUGCCGAAUGUAUGCUACUGUGGGGAGGUCAUCUCAAACACAGCCAUGCUAGUCAGGAGAAGGGUUCACCCCCGAAUCAAAACAGAUUUGAGUUGUUUGGUCUUUUUUAGCAUAAAUAAAAUAAAGGCCACUUUGGGACCAUUAAGACUUUUUCUGCAUUAUGACAUGAUUUCAUUCCCGGUAGGCACAUUUAACCCCCAAGUCCUUAUGACUAUAAAAACAGUAAUCUUCAACAACAUUUGACAUCAGAUUUGAGUCCUCGCUGUUGUCAGAGGUGAUUGUCAUGAGGUUCAGAAUCAGGAGGAAAAGUGCUUAAUUCGUCCUAAAAUCAGGCUUGGCUUUGGUUUUGGGGUGACUUGUCCCAGACGUGUUUUACGUGUUUCUUGAGACUCGCUCAUCGUGAUGGAUCAGUGUGUGUGAACAGUGAUAAGGGUUGGGCAAUGGCCUCUGAUGAUGUGCUCGGUGUUCCCUUCUCUUCACUCACUCACGGCCUUGACCUUGUGCCAUACACUGACCGUCCUCAGUCCUUCCCCUCUUCAUUUCUGCUCUCGUCCUGAAGGACACGGAUCUCAGCACCAGCGGCACACUUCUGGAAGCCUCGCAGAAUUCGCUAGGCUUGAGUAGCUGCUCUGAGCUGCUGUCUGUACCUGUGCUGUCACGCUGUGCUCAGCUCUGUCUUAUAUAAUGCUGCUGUAGAUUCCUGCAAGUCUGGGAAGGUUUUCACUGAAUGUGAGGAUUGAACUGCGUGAGGUUCGGCUAGUGCUGAUCACAUAUGGCUUGGAUUGGUUUGCUGUCGUUCAGUCAGGACAUUACAGCUGCUCACCUUUAAACCCGGCACGGUUUGAACCCAAAUAUGCCUCCCAUCAGCAAUGGAGAAAAGUCUCUCUGUUAGGGAACGGUGAGGAAAAAUGCUCUGUGGCCAAUUAGUUUGAAAACGUAUUCGAGAAUGAAACGAUUGGUGUUUCCGUCCGUAUUCAGUGUUAUCACUCAAAAGACUAACCACACACAUUCUGCAUUCGCAUUCUUACGUCUGAGACGCUUCUCACCUGUUUUUUGUUAACAGUUGUUUUUCUCUGAACAAGCAGCUUUGAGCAGGAAGGGUCUUGAACAGUCGUGACUCGUGUUCUGGACUGAUGUCGCCGUCAUCACUUCCAUCUUCUCUGUUGAACUAUUGAACGAGCUCUUACCAGGGACCCUCCAAAACUACUUUUCUCCAAUCUUUCGCUGAGCUCUGCAGCUGCUUCCUUCCAGAAUACCAUGCAUGUUGACACCUUUCACUGACUGUAUUCCUUGCACACUUAUAUUCAGUAUUGGGUCCAAUACAUGGCAGUUUAAAGCGUUUGAUGGCAGUAGACAAACAGCAUCCCUUAAAAGUGACCUCGACAAUGUAGUUGCAAUGUUUUUUUUUAUGUUGUUGUUUUUAGAUUUCAUGUUCAGUGCGGUUUGCAUUUAAAAGACGUUCUUGCACAUUGGGAAAUACCUGUGCGCAGUUUAUAGUUACAUAUCAAACACUGAGUUGUUGAUCAUCAGGUUGCAGGUUUUCUGGAAUCGGCACGAAGAAUUCAAGUUGAAGUACUUGAAUAGGUUUUCAACUCGGUUCAUCUUUCAUCCGACCAUGUUUUUUUUGCAGAUUUAUAGCCCACGAAACUGAAUUGCCAUGUAUGAACCAAACAUUCACCCUGUUGAAUGCACAGGGCUGAAAUCAUGUUAUUAUAAUAUCUUGCCAAAAUUUCCUGUUUUGGGUGUUCAUAUAUAAAUAUAUAUAUUUCUUCCUUUGCAUUGAUCCAUGUGAUAGAAUAUUUGAAACAAUGGGGAAAAAGAAAAACAAGGCAGCUACUGUAAGAGUGACUACUGUAAAAUGUCUAAUUAAAUAAAGACAAUGGGGGUUGUUUUUA
Molecule: messenger RNA, 5309 nt
Organism: Sinocyclocheilus grahami
Lineage: Eukaryota; Metazoa; Chordata; Actinopteri; Cypriniformes; Cyprinidae
Product: F-box/LRR-repeat protein 19-like
Exons: 11
Coding region: 786-3167 (793 amino acids)
Molecular function (GO): protein binding; DNA binding; zinc ion binding
Source: RefSeq, a predicted model, not a curated record